Raphanus sativus (radish) is the source of this 1841-nucleotide messenger RNA. Its product is annotated as phospholipase A1-Igamma3, chloroplastic. Gene Ontology annotation, molecular function: glycerophospholipase activity. Gene Ontology annotation, biological process: lipid metabolic process. Bases 148 to 1707 code for a protein of 519 amino acids. Lineage: Eukaryota; Viridiplantae; Streptophyta; Magnoliopsida; Brassicales; Brassicaceae. The transcript has a single exon. The record is from RefSeq and is a predicted model, not a curated record.
UUGUACCAAAUUCAUCAUCAUCUCUUUACCCAACCAAAUCAGAACCACACACAAAAACAAAAGCAAAUUAAAUCAAAACUAAUAUAUUUAUUAUAUACAUUCACUUGCUCUUUAGUCUCUACACAAACAAGCAAACCACCAAAUCAAAUGGCUGCUCCAUCAUCACUAAUAGCUCUCAAGAACCCAAUAUUCCUCACUUCUUCUCCUCACAAUAUCUUCAAUACCAAACCAAAAACCUUAAUCUUGCCAACCCAUAUGAAGACUUGUUCCAUCGUUUACUCAUCUUCUUGCACAAGAAUUAACUCUUCAUCAACUCAACAUAAGCAACCCCUUGUUUUAGACAACAAACAAGAAGAAGAAGAAGAAGAAGAAGAACUCGAAGAAGUGAGUCUUGGAUCAAUUUGGAGAGAAGUACAAGGUUGUAAUAACUGGGAUGGACUACUAGAUCCAAUGAACAACCAUCUUCGAAGAGAGAUCAUACGUUACGGCGAGUUUGCUCAAGCUUGCUACGACUCAUUCGACUUUGAUCCUCACUCUAAAUACUGCGGCUCUUGCAAAUACCAUCCUUCAGAUUUCUUCUCAAACCUUGACCUAAAUCUACACAAGGGCUACACCAUAACGCGUUACCUCUACGCAACUUCCAACAUCAACCUCCCAAACUUCUUCCAAAGAUCAAAACUCAGCUCUAUUUGGAGCCAACAUGCAAACUGGAUGGGUUACAUUGCUGUAGCUACCGACGAAGAAGAGGUGGCUAGGCUCGGGAGACGUGACAUAGUCAUCGCUUGGAGGGGCACGGUCACUUAUCUCGAAUGGAUCUAUGACUUGAAAGACAUUCUUUGUUCAGCUAACUUCGGUGACGACCCUUCAAUCAAGAUUGAAUUAGGGUUUCAUGACUUGUACACCAAGAAAGAAGACUCUUGCAAAUUCUCUUCCUUUUCAGCACGAGAACAGGUUUUGUCCGAAGUCAAACGUCUUGCUGAGUACUAUGGUCAAGCAGGUCAUGAGAUAAGCAUCACGGUGACAGGUCACAGCCUCGGUGCAGCUCUUGCUUUGGUCAGUGCUUAUGACAUCGCGGAGCUUAACUUGAAUCACAUACCGGAGAACAACUCUAAAGUCCCAGUUAGUGUGUUCUCCUUCUCAGGACCUCGUGUAGGUAACUUGAGGUUCAAGGAAAGAUGCGAAGAGCUAGGUGUCAAGGUUUUGAGAGUGAUAAACGUGCAUGACAAGGUACCUUCAGUUCCAGGGAUAUUCGCAAAUGAGAAGUUUCAGUUUCAGAAAUAUAUCGAGGAGGCGACAUCAUUCCCAUGGAGCUACGCACACGUUGGGACAGAGCUUGCCUUGGACCACAAGAAAAGCCCGUUUCUGAAACAAACUAAGGAUUUGGGCUGUGCACAUAACCUAGAAGCUUUACUUCAUUUGGUGGAUGGAUAUCAUGGAGAAGGAGAAGAGAAGAAGUUUUGUUUGGUGACGAAGAGGGACAUAGCUUUAGUGAACAAGAGUUGUGAUUUUCUGAAAAGUGACUAUCACGUGCCGCCUUGUUGGAGACAAGACGAGAACAAAGGGAUGGUUAAGACCGGAGAUGGACGGUGGGUUUUGCCUGACCGACCACGUCUCGAGCCUCAUCGACCGGAAGAUAUCACACAUCAUCUUCAACAAGUUCUUGGGAAAAUCAACGACGGGCAGCCUAAACCCACCACGCUGACUUAGACAAAACAAUAAUUAACGAUUAUAUAAUCAUAUAAAACCUGCCUGUUUUGUUUGUUUUGUGGACCAAGGUGUACAAUAAAUUGAACAUGUUAAUUAGUUACGUCUUUAAUAACACUUCCAUAUUUUGGAGGCCG